AUGUUCUUUCGUCGCAUUUUGGAACGCAAGGAUAAUGCGCCGUCGCUGCCCAUGACUACGGCGGAUUACAACAGCGAGGACAGCGAGAGUGUCACUUACUUUGGCAGUAAAGUCAAGGACAGCAAUAACAACCAGGAGGCCUCCGCCUCCCAGCCGAAAAUGCAGCAGCGCCCACGACCGGAGGCCGCCCCCAUAGGAGCCGUCCAGCUCACACCGCUGUGGGAGCACAUUCUCCGCACCCGCCGCCUGCCGGAAACCAUUUGCUCCGGCUCCAUGUUUGCCGAGUUCCACGAGCGCCUCCAAGACCCCGAGUGGCAGGUGCGCCAGCAUGCCCUGCGCGUCCUCGUCGAUGUGCUGGUGGUGAUGCAAGACGAGGCCGACGAGCACAUGGAGCGGCAGCAACUCGUUGUCUUGCUGGUGGAGAACUUGGGACAUCAGGCUCCUACCGUGCGCAAGGGAGCCCUCGACUGUCUGAGGGUCUAUCUUGCCGAGACUGCUGUUCCAGAGGCGGUCAUAAUGAGGAUUCUAGACGCCGGCCUGGCCAAGCAAACCCAGAUGGAGGCGGAGCACCCGGGUCGCCUUAGUUGUGGCGUCUUGCUAUCCCUUCCAGCCCUGCUGCAGUCCAUUCUGCACACCCCGCAGCGACAUCGCAUUGUUAAGAGGGCCUUGGAGCGGGUUGUCCAGCACUUGGACCAACUGGCCCAGCAAGAGAUUGCCCUGAAGGUGCUCUCCAAGAUGCGAGAGCUGCUGGGAGUCCACGAAUUCGAGGACACCAUGAAUAAACUGGAUCGCAGCGAUGCCCUGGCUAAGUAUUAUCAGCUGUGUCAGGUUUAUGGAGUUUCCGGAAAGCCCAAGAGAUCUGGGGAGUCGGGUAAGACAGGAGCCUGGCGCGCCCUGCCCCGUGACCAAAGCUGGAGAAACACCAGUGUCGCUGGCCAGAACCUGGACAACUCCUGCCCCGACAAGGGAAAGGUCAUUAUGGAGACGGAGAUCAAGAUCAACGAUGACACCGUGACCAUGCGUCUCCUUGAGGCAGACACCGAGACGGAGGAGUCUGAUAGCCCAGCCCGUACCUAUGCCCAGGAUGUGGAGUCCAAGGAUCUGGUGUGCCGGCCUCUGGUCAACCCAGGUGGACUCAACGUGCAGGCGGGCAUUGUUCGGGUGAUAAGUGACUCGGAGCUGGACGAGCCCCGGCCUGGCCAUCGGGAGAGCGUGUCCGAGCCCAGUACUCCCUCGCGGGGUCUAAAAAGAGUGACCUUUGGCGGGGAGAUAGUGAAGAUGAGGACCCCCGACAGUGAUGCCGCCUCCUCCACGAAUAACUCUAGGAAUGCUGGUGAGGGUACACCCAUUCUGGUCCUGGGUGAAGUCUCACCCUCUCCCGUAGAAGAGCAGCCAGCGGUGAAUAUUCUGAGUCCGCCCAGCGAUGACAUGGCCACGGCUCUUGUAGUGGAGAUACCCUCCGACAACACCAAGCCCUUGCCUCCGUCAAGACCCUUUAGCUCUCAUAGUUCUCCAAGGCAAAAGGUAACCAGCAGUUCCAGGGAUCACGAGCCUUCACCUGUCAAGGAGGCCAAGCCCUCCACAUCGCCAAGAUCCCCCAUUUACAAUCGCAGCCGCAGCACCAGUCCCAACAUCAGCCCCAAGGUGCCGCACAAGCAGAUCGAGGUGCUGCACAACCUCCAAAGGGAUCCCUCACCCAGAUCUCAGAGACGUUCGGAGGAGGAGGAGGAGGACUCCCAGCUACCCACCAUGGAAACCUCAUCACCCUCACCCACUCUACCCGCUCAAAGGAACCGCUCGGACUCUGUGAUGUCCCUGGAGUCCCCAGCCACGCCCAAGUCCUGGGAGGAUCUGGGCAUUGUCAACUACAAGACGCUGAUGGACCUGCGUUCCGGGGAUUGGCGCAACCGUCUGUUGGGCAUUGCCCAGCUGGAGCAGGCCCUCAGCUCUUCUAGCACUUUGGCUUUGGUGCAGCCAUAUCUGGACAGUCUGUUAAGGACCCUACUCUCCUCAGAGCGCCACUUUGAGGUGGCCGAGCUGAAGCGAGAGCUGCUGGUGAACCUGAUCACCCGCCUGCCGCUGGACAACUUGGAAGAGCGCACGCCCCAAAUACUCACAGGACUGUGCCGGCAGGGCAAUGCGGGGGCCAAUCGAGUGUGCAAGGCACUGAUGCAGCGCCUGCCGGCGGGCACCAUUGUGGCCAGGCUCACGUCCCCGGAGUUUCUGCACGCAAAGAGCUCAAAGUUUCGGGACCACGCCCUGCAAAUGUCCAUCUUCGCUUUGAUGACCUUGCCGGGCACCUGCUUCGACAUCAACCUGCUGACUGCUCAGGCGGUCUAUUCCCUGCUUAAUCGAAAGCGACGUGUCCGCCAGGCCGCCUUGGAAGUGCUGGCCGUCCUGUCGGACAUCUCCUCCAAGAAGGAGGUCCUCAGUAUUGUCUCGGAGAUGGCCCAGAGUGUGGAUCUGGGACCGCUUAUGCUGGAUGCGGCCAGCGUGCGCCUCUCCCGGCUGCAGCUGCCCAUAGUCACGCCGGACAGUGCUGUGCUGUUCGUCUUCAACCAGACGGAUCAGCCGGGAAUCAGGCGAUCAGGAGCGGAUGUGGAUUGGAUCUGCCAGGGCGAGGGAUCCGCCUCGCCUAACACUAUAAAGAGGAGACGGAUGCGGGCGGCGAGCAGCCAGCGUGGGAUCCAGGAGGGCGCCGGGGGAAAAGACAAGAAGGACAUGUUUCCGAGUUUCAGCCAAGUCAAUGAGAGCUUGUAUCGCCACUCCUUUCAUUCGCCGCCAGAAACUUUGGACAUGACUAGCCCAACGACAGACUUUUCGCAGAGAUUAAGUUUUGGUGCUAAGACUAUAAACGGAAACUUUUUGGACCGUCGACUGGUGGCCAAGGCCUGCUCGGACACUUCGAUGGAUGGUCGAAGCACUGAUAGCACCACCACCACCUGUAGCAGUGGAAGCGCCACCAGUAGCUUUAUACAGCUAACUUCUAGGAAUGUUCAAGGAAUAAAUUCUAGAUUUCCCGCCAUGAACCAGCACACGGACUUUGAGAACAACUUGAUGCGUAGCAUGCACCGGAACACCUAUCCCUAUGCGGCUUAUCCAAAGGUCAUGCCAAAGAACCAGCAGCGAAACAAGUUGCAGCACCAAAACUCCUUCUCAGUGGCUAGGAAUGCUCCACCAGCAGCUACAGGCUUAUCAAACCCGGAACCCCGAAGACAGCUUUCCACUGGUGCCAUCGACUGCGCCGACUCCGCUAAAUCAGUGGAACCCACGCCCAAGGCAGCCACAGCGGUCAAAGACACCACCGAUGGCAAUGGCUCUCCUUUCUCUGUUAAGUCCACCAGCUACUCUCAAAAGUCCACAGCCUCGGCCAAGUCCUGCGACAGCCAUGGCCUGGAGUUGGCUACCAGCGAGCGGCUUGAGGCAGGCCUUGAGAGGAAUCCCCUGGAAGCCUUUGGAGAACUAGUGGUAGACGACAUCGAAGAGGAGGAGACCGAAGCGGAGCCUGCUGUCCCGGAGGAGGCACUUAAGCGCCAGGGUAGCCUCAACAGCCUGCACAGCAAGACGGAGAGCAUCAAGACGCAGCUGGAGGACACCACGCCGCAGCUUUCGCGGGCUCAGUCCGUCAAGUCUUUGCCCAUCGAAGAGGACAUUGAAGAAAGCAACAGCUUUGUGGUGGUGGAGGAAGUGCAGCAUGAGCUGGAGUCCACGCCGCCGGAGACCACACCUGUCAGGGAGUUACAAGAGGAGCAAGUGAAAACAGGAACCCCCAAAACCAUUAUCUCCCAUGACGACAUAGUAAUCCCUUCCCGUUGCGUUUCCCUGGAAUCCCUGUACGGAGCUCGACCCGCCUCCAAGCAGGGCUCACUGGACACUAGUACCAGCACCACCACCGAGAGUGGCUCUCAAGUGAUGGCCACCCUACCUGCCCAGACCCCGCAGCAUGCGCCGCUGAAGCAGAAAUCCAAAACAGCUUAUUUCCUGCGCGGACGAAGACGCGUCUCGCCGGUGAAGCAGGCCAUCAAGAUGUCCCAGGCGGAGCUGUUCCCCCAGAACAUGUCGCGCUUCGAGAAGCCGCGCGAGGCCCUGCUCAAGACCUUUGAUGAUCUGGACUCUAGCAACUGGGAGCAGAACGUGGCCGGACUGAAGAGCAUGGUGCGUCUGAUCCGCUACCAUGGCGACACUCUGGACAAUCAGAUGCACAUGACCUGCAUCCAGCUAACCCGUUCGGUGCGCAAUCUACGCUCCCAGGUGGCCCGCGCCUCCUGCCAGGCAGCCUCCGAGCUCUUUGCCCUGAAGUCCUCGAGUCUCCAGCAGGAAUGCGACGAUCUGGUGUGUGCCCUGCUCCACCGCACCGCCGAUACGAAUCGGUUUCUGCGUGCCGAUGCCACACGUGCCCUGGAGUCCAUGGUGGAUCAUGCCCAGCCCGCCAAGAUUCUGAAUAUUUUGGCCUCGAAGGGAGCCCAGCAUCAGCAUGCCUUGGUGCGCACCACCACGGCCAAGCUGCUCUUCCGUUUGGUGGAGCGACUGGGCAGCGAUCGUGUGUAUGCCAUGGGCAGGGAGAACCGCGACAAGUUCUUUGUGGUGGGGGCCAACCUGCUGCUGGAGGGCAGCCUGGAGACGCGCAGCUAUGCCAAGUCUUUGUUCCGCGCUCUGUCCGAGCACCAAGCGUAUCAGCGUCUGCUGCUGGAGGUGAUACCCCCACGCACUUACAGGAAUGUGGAGAAGACGCUGAGGGGGAUCAAGUAGGAUCCCCAUCCAGCCCCGCUCAAUAUGUGUACAGCUUAGGUGUAUUUAAGGCGCACAUUCUCUCUCGGAUUGGAUUCACAACAAAUAGACCAUCAUUUUAGGCGGUUAAUCGACAUUUUUAACUAGGAGUUCUUAAGCUAAUCUCGUAAAGACUAAUAAAACAUUGUUACAA
Molecule: messenger RNA, 4921 nt
Organism: Drosophila kikkawai
Lineage: Eukaryota; Metazoa; Arthropoda; Insecta; Diptera; Drosophilidae
Product: TOG array regulator of axonemal microtubules protein 1
Biological process (GO): microtubule cytoskeleton organization
Cellular component (GO): cytoplasmic microtubule; cilium
Molecular function (GO): microtubule binding
Source: RefSeq, a predicted model, not a curated record